GUGGUAUUUUCCCAGCGCGUAGUACGAAAAAGUUGAGAUGCUAUCUGUUGAUGUGAGUUCUUCAGUGUUAAAUUGAUGACAUGUACGUUUCAAAGUGCCAUGAGGACUGUUAUGAACAGAGAUGGCCAAAGGUGAAUACAAUUGUGAAGCGCAUCCUCAAUACUGAGAAUGUCAGUAGGGACGAGUGGCAGAAUAUGUUUGCGUAAGGAUUUUACCUCAUGUUUAUUGUUUAGAGAUGUACAUUAUAUCGUCUCAUGGCAAGAAUCAGCAACAGCCGCCAUCAUUUCUUCUCUUACAGAAACUGUUAAGGAAUCGAUUAUGAGAGUUCAGCAGCUUGUUAUGCGUAAUCAAGAUGAAUCUUCAUUGUUAAAAUCAUACAUAGCUCAAUGGAAUAAAUUUUCUAAACAAAGCGAAUAUCUUCCACAACCAUUUAGUCCAUUAGAAAACUACCUGGUUGGUAAGCAUCUUAACGGUCCCAACAAACGUCAUCUUCAAGAAAGUACUAUUAGAAAACUGAUGCUGGAAACGUGGAACAGUACGAUCUACGAAUCCAUCAAGCAAAAGCUUCUGGACAGUGCUAUUAAGCUUAUACAAGAUGAGAGAUGUGGUCAGGUUAUUGAUUCACAGCUCGUCAUAGGUGUUCGUGAGUCCUGUGUCAAUUUAUCUACGUUAUCAGAAAAAUCCUUUCGAAUAUAUGUGGAUAAUUUCGAAAAAGCAUAUAUUGAAAGCACAGAGAGUUUUUAUCGUAUACGUAUAGAUGAAUACAUUCAGAAACAUGGAAUAAGAAGUUACAUGCAAUACGCUUUGCAGAAAUUAGCUGAAGAAGAGACUCGAGCUGUAAGAUAUUUAGAAACUCAGCCAGAAUUCAAUUCCGUCCCUAAGUUAAUGAAAGUAUGCCUCAAGACAUUUGUAGUCGACUAUAUGGACCAUAUACUCUCAGAAGUUCCAAGACUGUUGCAUGAAGAAGAUACAAACCAGCUAAGAUUGUGCUAUGAAUUAGUUAAUCGAGUUCCACAAGAAAUUGACCGCUUAUUAGUACUUCUGGAGGAAUAUAUUCGACAAACAGGCUUGAAGGAUAUACGCACUAAUGCAGAGAUUAUGCUCAAAGAUGCAGAUAAAUAUGUAUGCCGUUUGUUAAAUUUAUACGUUCGUUUUUCACGUAUGGUCAAUGAUGCGUUCAAUAAUGAUCCACAUUUUCUAACUGCACGUGACAAAGCUUAUCAAGACAUUGUAAAUAAUACAUCAGUUUUUGUGACUGAAAUUCCAACUUCUGUUUGUAGCGGUAUUUCACGUGUAGAAUCUCGUUGUCCUGAAUUGUUAGCGUCUUAUUGUGAUAUGUUACUUCGCAAGUCACCAACUAAUCGUCGUUUAACAACUGAUGAAAUUGAACAAAAAUUACGCAAUGUUUUAUUAGUAUUAAAAUAUGUCAAUAGUAAAGAUAUUUUCAUGCGUGUUCAUAAAUCUCAUCUCACUCGACGAUUAAUUCUAGAAACAUCAGCUGAUAAUGAAAUGGAAGAAUUAAUGGCUGGACGUUUACGAGAAGUUGGAAUGCCAGCUGAACAAAUUAAUAAACUUGGUCGAAUGUUUCAGGAUAUUAAAAUAUCACAUGACCUCACUUCUGAAUUCAAAGAAAAAUAUAAAAUAUCUCCACAAUGUUCUACAUCAUGCAUAUCAAAUAAUACACCAUCGUUAAAUUUAGACAUCAUAACCAUUAAAAUAUUGAGCGGUGGUGCAUGGCUUUUACGUCCUCAGCCACAAUCAUCUAUUUCAUUACCAGCGGAGUUAGAAGAUUUCCUUCCUCAGAUUGAAGAUUUCUAUCGUCAGAAACAUCAAGGUCGGAGUCUUCUAUGGCAACAUCAUUUAUCUCACGGAGUACUGGCUUAUACAAGUGAUCAUGGUCGUUAUGAAUUUGAAGUGACCACUUAUCAGCUUGUUGUUUUAUACGCUUGGAAUAGAAGAUAUGAUCAACACCUUCAUUUAGAUUGUUUGCUUACUUCGACUGGUUUACAAGAUGUUGAUCUUCGUCGAACAUUAUGGUCACUAUGUGAACAUCCUAAAUUAGAACAACAGAUUAUUUGUUAUUCUCCUAAAGUAAGCUCUGAAAAACAAUUCACUGCUAAAACAGAAUUCUGGCUUAAUUUAAAAUUUACAAAUACGAAAAUGGGCAAAGUUCAAAAUCGACGAAGAAUCAAUCUGAUAGGUCGACUCCAAUUAACUCAUGAAAUAACAAAUGAAGAAGAAAGUAUGGCUAUUGUGGAAUUACGUCAACUACGUGCACAAGAGGGCAUAAUUAAAUUAUUGAAAACACGUAAACGUUUACAUCAUAAUGAAUUAUAUCAAGAAUUAGUUGAUCUAUUACGAUUUCAAUUUGUUCCAUCGAAACGAUUAAUUAAAGAAGUAUUAGAAUGGCUUAUUGAUAAACAUUAUGUUCGCCGUGAUAAUAACGAUAUGAAUGUGUUUGUAUAUGGUACUUGAAAAUUGAAUGCCUUUCUGUUUUUCAUAGUUCGCUUUUUUAAAUUUAUUUACAUGAAAUCAAUUAGAUCUUCAUCCGUCCUACCCCUCUGUUUUAUACUUCCCUGUAAUUAGUCUUCGAAAGAAAAAAACACACUCAACGAAUGCAUUGGUG
Messenger RNA from Schistosoma curassoni, 2626 nucleotides. The record is from the annotation of a GenBank genome assembly. NCBI's taxonomy places the organism in Eukaryota, Metazoa, Platyhelminthes, Trematoda, Strigeidida, Schistosomatidae.